Molecule: messenger RNA, 2224 nt
Organism: Scomber japonicus (chub mackerel)
Lineage: Eukaryota; Metazoa; Chordata; Actinopteri; Scombriformes; Scombridae
Gene: proca
Product: protein C (inactivator of coagulation factors Va and VIIIa), a
Exons: 10
Coding region: 144-1469 (441 amino acids)
Biological process (GO): proteolysis; blood coagulation
Cellular component (GO): extracellular region
Molecular function (GO): serine-type endopeptidase activity; calcium ion binding
Source: RefSeq, a predicted model, not a curated record
ACAGUGUUCAGCUGCAGACUGUGGACUCUCAGUAAACACUGAUAGUUAGUUAUUAACACAGCAGACACAGACUGCACCAUCGUCUCUGUCCUCAGCUUCAUAUCUUCACAUCUUCUCCAGACUUCAACUUCGGUUUGAUUGACAUGUCCCGCCUCUUCCUGUGCGUGUCCGUCAUCGUGGCUCUGUGGUCGGCGUCCGUGCUCAGUAUGGCAGUGUUCUCGGACGCUCCGGAGGCUCACAUGCUGCUCCGGUCCCGUCGGGCGAACUCGUUCCUGGAGGAGCUUAAACCUCCCAAUAGGGAGCGUGAGUGUGUGGAGGAAAGGUGUGACUUUGAAGAAGCCAGAGAGAUUUUCCAAACCAGGGAAGCCACACUGGAGUUCUGGACAGUGUACACGGAUGGGAACCAGUGUCAGUCCCACAUGUGUGAUCAUGGAGACUGUGUGGAUGGACACCAAACAUACUCCUGCCGAUGUAACCAAGGAUACGAGGGAAAAUACUGCAAAGAUCUUCAAUUAUCGACUAACUGCUCUGUGAAUAACGGCGGCUGUGACCACGAGUGUACGGAGAGCGAGGACGGCCUGAGGAGGACCUGCAGCUGUGUGGACGGAUACAAGCUGCACGACAACCACAGGGAAUGUGUCCCGAAAGGUGGCUCGUCCUGUGGUCGGCUGCUGAUCGGCAGGUCCUCGUACACCCAGCCGAGGGAUGGCCUGCUGCCCUGGAUGGUGGGAGGGGAGGUGGGCAAGAAGGGCGAGAGUCCGUGGCAGGUGCUAUUGCUGAAUGCUUUUGGGCGUUUUCACUGCGGAGGCGUCCUCAUCGAUGAGAGCUGGGUGCUGACAGCUGCUCACUGCCUCGAGAACAACCUGAAAUUCAGUGUACGAUUGGGUGACUACGAGCGGCUCAGAUCAGAAGGCAGCGAGGUGACUCUGAAGGUGGCAAAGACCUUCAAGCACCCGAAUUACUACAACGGCCAAACGGUGGACAACGACAUCGCCCUGAUGCGUCUGGAGAACCCCGCCCCGCUUUCAGAGUUCAUCCUCCCCAUUUGCAUGCCGGGGAGCGAGAUGGCCAAGCGGGUGCUGCACCAAAAUGGAACCAUCACCGUGGUGACCGGCUGGGGCAAAGAUGACAGCAACCGCUACAGCUCGGCACUCAACGUCAUCAAAGUGCCGCUGGUCACUCACAGCGUCUGCAACAGCCACAUGUCCCACAAUGUCUCUGACAACUUCCUGUGCGCCGGGAUACUUGGGCAGAGGAAGGACGCCUGCGAGGGGGACAGCGGCGGACCGAUGGUGACUCUGUACCGAAACACCUGGUUCCUGGUGGGUCUGGUGUCCUGGGGUGAGGGCUGCGGCAUGGAGGACAAGCUGGGCAUCUACACCAAGGUGUCCAACUACAAUGAGUGGAUCAACAGCAUUCGUGAAGAAUGGGACAAAACUCAUCAUCCACCAGGACACCAGGGCGUCUAAACCCACCUCCACCCCCGACAGCUCACCCAGUUUGGUCUGUUAAACCCACAUAAAGGCCCUCGGUGCAGCAGAAAUGUGAUACACUUUGUUAAAUAAACUGAUUCAGUCUCAAGAGGUUUGCUUUCCAUUUUCACCACAGCUGAGCGUCAUUUAUUUGAGCCACUUUAGUGAUGUGGUUCAAAACUUUAGUCCAGAGGGAAACAUCUCAACAACUACAGUCUGGAUUAGAAUUAAGUUUAGUUGACUUUUCUACCACAGAAAGGAAUUCAGAUUUUUACGUUGAUUUCCAUGUGUCUAAAUCAGGUAGAACUAUAUUUAUAUGACAUCUGUCCCCCUCUUAUAAAACAUCCUUCUUUAUCUAGCUGUGAAGAUCCACCAGACUAUGUGUUUUGCGUCAUUUGACCCCAACAACACACCAUUUUGUUGAAAUGAAGUUUAGUUCACUAUUUGGUGGAGCUGUUAACAACUCAUAGACAUCUGAGAUGUGAGCCGACUACACACUGCUGACUGGUUUCAUCUUUAACAAUGUGUUGUAUUUUAAAAGCUUGUUAUAUUAUCCAUUGUGUCAAAUAAAUGGAGUGGAGUAGAAUUAUAUUUCCCUCUGAGAUGUAGAAAGUAGCAUCACAUGGAAAUGUACUUUCCACCACAGUCCAAUUGCUUUUCCUGCUUUGACAAGUCCAAACAUUGUUUAGUAAGAGAUCCAAGUUAUUACAAUUUAUCCUCUGGGGAACAUGAACGUCUGUAAAAAAACAAAA